Messenger RNA from Colletotrichum godetiae, 1498 nucleotides. RefSeq lists its product as uncharacterized. The record is from RefSeq and is a predicted model, not a curated record. Lineage: Eukaryota; Fungi; Ascomycota; Sordariomycetes; Glomerellales; Glomerellaceae. The coding region runs from base 109 to 1113 and encodes 334 amino acids. The transcript has a single exon.
CCUAAAUAUAUCACAUAUCAAGUCCUGUGCCUUUCCUUCUCCUCUAUACUCUUUUCGAUGUCAGGACGUGUCCUGACCCCAAAAGAGGAAUGGUCCGCAGGAUAAAACAUGCACACUACACAUGGGAAUUUUUUUGCGCUCUUGACAACCUACCCAUUCACAAUGGACCAGCAUCAAUAUUGUUUCAAUCCACACCACGUCCAAAGCAUGCACCAGGAAGAGGUGCUUCGCUAUCGAAUGGAUUUUGAACCGUACCAAUCACAAAAUAAUGCUUUGGCAAGAUCAUCCCUGACGAUCGCCUCCUCAAUGCCGUUGUCAGAGCCCCGACCGCUCUUUCCUCCUCCGAUCCCUCCUACCCACCACAACCGAGUGCCGAAUCCAAGCCCUACUCUCCCGCUCUCGCGCGGCUGGCACUUGCAGACGCCGGACAGUGUGAGGAGCAGACCAAAGAAAACCGGCCGAGCGAAUGAUCCGCUGCGUCUUCCCAAAAGACAGUAUACAGUUUUCUUUCAAAGAGUUCCGGACACCGAAGACGGGUGGCAUGAAGCGAGGAAUCGGCUCGGCCUGACGAAUCUCGAAGGCAUCGCCAAAGCAAUCGAUGAUAUCAUAUGGUUCGGAAGCGAUUGUCCAGAGUCCUGGAUCUCCAGGGACAUGACAGACUACAUUGCGCAUCGGGCGAGGAAAGCAGAGAGGAUCGGUGGUUCCGAUCGAGUCACAUUUCUGUCCAGAUAUGGCCACGUAGUCUUCUUGGGUGAAUGUUGCGUCGCCCGUCAACUCUUAACAAGUAAAAAUUCGAUCGACAGAGCCGUGAAAAGCUUCUUUGACAAUACGAUAUCGUCAGCCAGGUCGUCGGAACGAACCUCCGCGAGUAGGAAGACACAGCAAAUGUACGAGAAGGUUCCAUUAUGGAUUACGCGUCAGCAGGAACUGCUGUUUGAGCGUUGUGGGCAUCUUGCGUCAGAGAUGUUCCUUCAUGGUACGGCCAUCAGUGAGAACCGAGUUUCUGUCAGUGCUGACCAGUUGCUGCUGCUUAGCUGCGAUGAGUCUCUCAAACUUCGACAGUCUAUCCAGGUCCGGGUCAGACCAGCGGUUUCGGGAAGACACCAUGGCUAAGAUCCCAUCGAACAUGAUAUCGUCGCCCCAGACCAAGCUUCCCUUCUAUCUGCCAUUCAUCGUCUGGGCACGUAUCCGCCUUCACACAGGCAUUGAUUGCCACGAGCAACUGGGACCCGCAUUAGGUGCCACCAAGUUUACCCAAGCCGAUUUCCAAAGAUGGUUUGAAAUCUAUCAGCAGAACACAACAAAGCCUACGACAGGUAACAAACGUCCCCUAAGCGAAGUUCAACCUGAGCCGACAAGGAAACGACAGCGGACCGGCCCUCAAAGGCCAGACAGGUCACCACUUCAUACUGCUGCUUCGGGUGUCUCAGGUGCUCUUGUACAGGCAGGCGAUCUUGCCCUGUCUCUGCUCGUCGGCAGCAAUGCAGACAAGGGCGUA